Messenger RNA from Tyto alba (common barn owl), 641 nucleotides. RefSeq names its product rhotekin-like. Gene Ontology annotation, cellular component: actomyosin contractile ring. Lineage: Eukaryota; Metazoa; Chordata; Aves; Strigiformes; Tytonidae. Gene Ontology annotation, biological process: signal transduction; mitotic cytokinesis; septin ring organization. The record is from RefSeq and is a predicted model, not a curated record. Bases 132 to 641 code for a protein of 169 amino acids. The transcript has 3 exons.
GCCCCCCAGGCUGCGUCCCGCCCCGUGCCAGGUGCGGCGGGGCCGGGGAGGGGUUUGCCGCGGGCCGGGCGCCGGGGGAAGGUGCGGCGGGAGCCGGCGGCAGCCCCGGUACCGGCACCGGCACCGGCACCAUGUUUUGCCGCAGCGAGCGCAGCCGGGUGACCGUGGCCCGCGGGUCGGCGCUGGAGAUGGAGACCCGCCGCGGCCGCUGCCGCCUCGGCCUCCUGGCCGACCCCGCGCAGGACACGGAGAUCCAGCGGAAGAUGGAGCGGGAGCUGCGGCUGCGGGAGGGGGCCUGCAAGCUGCUGGCGGCGUGCAGCCGGCGGGAGCAGGCGCUGGGGGCGGCCAAGGGGCUGCUGCUCUGCAACGCCCGCGUCCUGGCCUACAUGGCCGAGCUGCAGCGCAGGAAGGAGGCGCAGGUGCUGCGGGGACGGCGAGGCGGUGACAGCUGGCACGUGCCGGCGAAGCAGCCAGAGAGCCGGUCGCUGGAGAAGAGCGGUGCGGCGGGUGGAAGUGCGCCGGUGGGGUGGGGGCACAGCCCCACCACCGCCCCCGCGGAGAGCCGGGACUCACCGUUCUGGGUCAGCUUCGUGGAGCAGACGAGCGUCGAGAUUUGGAAGCUGUCCCGGCCACACGGUUAG